Molecule: messenger RNA, 2099 nt
Organism: Pecten maximus
Lineage: Eukaryota; Metazoa; Mollusca; Bivalvia; Pectinida; Pectinidae
Product: polymerase delta-interacting protein 2-like
Exons: 11
Coding region: 16-1065 (349 amino acids)
Biological process (GO): error-free translesion synthesis
Cellular component (GO): mitochondrial nucleoid; nucleus
Source: RefSeq, a predicted model, not a curated record
ACAUCCGGAAAAAUAAUGGCCAAGGACAUAUUUCGAGGCGGAUUUGGACGAAUCUGUCGGCAUUUAUCUGCUAAUCAAAUCCCUGAACGUCAAUGUGGGAGACGUUUUUAUGCAGCAUCGAGACUUCAAGAAUUUGGAAAAUGUGAGGAAACAAGAAGCCCAGACAUUCCCUAUGAUCCAGGACAGCUCUUCCUUCACAAAUCCUUUUUUUAUCGAGGUAUUAUUCUGUUUUCCUGGAAUAGCCAAGUUAUCGAACACACUGGUAUAUCUGCUGACAAAAAACAAGACAGAUUUAGGAAAUACAGAAAUAUCAAGUCCCAUAUCAGUGACAGUAAAGAGGUGAAGAGAAUCUAUCAACAAUAUUACAUGGUACUGAGUGACCGCCGCGAUUCACCAUAUAAGAGGAACAAGAUGGAGGCAAUGCAGUUUUACCGGUUCCCAAAUAGGGACAAUGCAUCUGCAGUAAUAUGUGCUUCAAGUAACACAGACAUCAUUAACCACAAUGACAUCAUACCAUACUCGAGCACAGAGGAAAUGCCAAUUGUCAACGAAGUCUUUAAGUCUUACUUCGAUUAUGACAAAGAUAAAGUGCCAGCAUGUCGAGUGAAGCCGGAGCUGAAUAUCACUAUACAGACCCAGUUCCCGUGGUCAGACAUGGAUAAUGUUGUGUAUAAGGAAACCACUAAAAACAUCCAGGUGACUGGCAUACCCUUCUACUUAGGAUCACAUCAGACAGAGAAAACAUCCAAAACAUAUACAUGGAUGUACUGUAUCCGGAUAGAAAACCUUGGCAUGGACAUACUCCAACUUAGGAAAAGAGAAUGGUUGUUGUAUUGUAAAAUCACAUCGCAGAUUGAUAGUGAACAUGGGCCUUUGGUUACUGGUGAGGAGCCGAUCUUCUCACCUGAUAUGAGAUUUUACCAGUAUGUGUCUCUUGUAAGCCUCAACUCACCUCGGGGAAGUAUGUGGGGAUGCUAUACAAUGACUAGACCCGAUGGUACGGAAGUAAUGAUCAGAAUACCCAGGAUGGAACUUAGGUGUGAUGAUGCCGAAAAAGUUUUAUGAUAAUGAGUAAUUGUGUAAGAUAUUCUAGUUUAUAAAAAACUGUGAUAGAUUUAAAUGAAAAUACGUUGAGCACCAAGCUACGUGUUGGUCUUCAGUGGAGAGCUAGUGGUCAUCUUAUUGGUGACUUGAAAGUCGUUUGUGAAAGGUCAACCCAUUUAGGAAAUGAAGCUCAACCCGCUAAGGAAAUGAAGGUCAACCCAAUCAGAAAUGGAGAUAAACUCAUUGAGGAUAUGGAGGUCGACCCAUUGAGGAUAUGGAGGUCGACCCAUUGAGGAUAUGGAGGUCAACCCAUUGAGGAUAUGGAGGUCGACCCAUUGAGGAUAUGGAGGUCGACCCAUUGAGGAUAUGGAGGUCGACCCAUUGAGGAUAUGGAGGUCGAAACCAUUGAGGAAAUAGAGGUCGACCCAUUGAGGAUAUGGAUGUCAGCCCAUUGAGGAUAUGGAGGUCAAACCCAUUGAGGAUAUGGAGGUCGACCCAUUGAGGAUAUGGAGGUCAACCCAUUGAGGAUAUGGAGGUCAACCCAUUAAGGAUAUGGAGGUCAACCCAUUAAGGAAAUAGAGGUCAACCCAUUGUGGAUAUGGAGGUCAAUCCAUUGAGGAUAUGGAUGUCAACCCUUGGUGGACUGGAAGAUAUAUCUGUAUAAAUUUUAGAUCUCUAGGUAUGCAUUGUGGAGUGUAUAUGAGGAUCUUUUCAUGUUUUUAUGUAGAUCUAGAUAACUGGCAAGGCUUCUGCCACCCAGGUAUAUUUGUAUGUACAUGUAUCAUCACAGACAGACUUCAAAAUUCAAUCUUCCAAAGAAAAUGUGGGAUUCUGUAUUAUAUUUUUGUUGCAAUUUCAUUACUGAAACUGGGCUGAUAUCACUUAAUCAAGGUCUCAAUUGUUUCAAUAGUGAUGUCAUAACUUCAUUGUCAUUUUGAUGUCAUGGCGAGCAAGAGUUGGAAAGGUUUGUUGUUAUUGGAAGAGUGAAACGACCAUAUUCACCAUGAAAAUUUGUAAAAAAAAAAAAAAUAUUUAUGACUUACUACAGCUGUAAA